AUGUCGUUGCCAUGCAUUGAACUAGCAGAGACACCGUCCACAGAGGCCUUCCUCGCGAAUCCGAAGGACAAGAGCCUCGUACAGCCAGCGCUUGAUCUUCUCAAGAACUCGAAGGGCAUUGUCAAGAUCUACUAUGGUCUACAAUCUGAGGAGAGAAAGCAUUUCUAUUUGUACAACGCAAUCGCCGAUUGUUCACAUUUGAUUGCUCCGCCUGCAGUCUGGGAGAGGUUGCAGGACCACGAGAACCUUCAGGCAGAUGCGCACUGCUUGAAAGUGAUGGCAGGCGCGCCGGACCCGAUCCACAUCCAACCUACGGCGGAGCCUUACAAGGUGCUCGGUGCUCCUGCGACCGAGCUUGCGCUCAUCACGGCCAAGCCCGGAGUGUCACAGACAACAAUCGGGGAGAAGACGAAUGAGCUUGUUGCGAUUGCGAACGCGCUUCCCGCAGAGUGGGGCGUGAUUUCUGCCGUGUGGGGCCCUAUUGUUGAGAAGGAUGACGCUAUAGCUAUGAUCAUUGGAUAG
Messenger RNA from Laetiporus sulphureus 93-53, 522 nucleotides. RefSeq lists its product as uncharacterized. Lineage: Eukaryota; Fungi; Basidiomycota; Agaricomycetes; Polyporales; Laetiporaceae. The record is from RefSeq and is a predicted model, not a curated record. The transcript has 4 exons. The coding region runs from base 1 to 522 and encodes 173 amino acids.